Molecule: messenger RNA, 1590 nt
Organism: Aaosphaeria arxii CBS 175.79
Lineage: Eukaryota; Fungi; Ascomycota; Dothideomycetes; Pleosporales
Product: MFS general substrate transporter
Exons: 6
Coding region: 1-1590 (529 amino acids)
Biological process (GO): transmembrane transport
Molecular function (GO): transmembrane transporter activity
Source: RefSeq, a predicted model, not a curated record
AUGAUCGGAGAACAUGAAUAUCCAAGCACCCCGCGACUGGUAGCGAUAAUCGCGUCCCUUGUUCUUAGUAUAUUUCUUGCAUCAUUAGACACAACAAUUAUCACUACUGCUAUUCCUUCAAUUACCAAAGACUUUCAUAGUCUCGAGGAUGUUGGUUGGUACGGUUCGGCCAUGUUCUUCCCUUUGGCAGCCACACAAUCAUUAUGGGGCAAAUGCUACAAAUACUACCCCGUCAAGCUUGUGUUCCUCCUAAGUAUUAUCAUUUUCGAAGGAGGCAGCCUGAUUUGCGCCCUUGCUAAAGGAAGCAACGCAUUUAUCGCCGGACGGGCAAUCACCGGCGCAGGUUGCGCUGGUACCUUCUCAGGAUGCUUCAUCAUUAUUACUUUUUCUUCGAGGCCGCGCCUACGGCCAGCAAUGACUGCCUCAUUAUCAGCAACCUUUGCGGUAGCUUCUGUCGUGGGACCAAUAAUCGGAGGUGCAUUCACGCAACACGUGAGUUGGAGAUGGUGUUUUUACAUCAAUCUCCCGUGUGGAGCCGUCGCAGCUAUUGUCGUGUUUUUCGCCUUCCAAGCCCCCAAAGCUGCAUCGACAACACCGGCAACCCGAAAGGAGAAAUUGUUGCAGAUGGACUUGAUCGGAGUUUUUCUAAUAUGCACUAAUAUGAUAUGUUUCACAAUCGCCCUACGGUGGGCUGGUGGCGAGAAACCUUGGAAUAACCCAGAGGUCAUUGGUGUAAUAGUGGCUGCAUUAGUACUCCUCAUUAUGUUUGGUGUCGAUCAGUGGUUCCAAGGAGAAAGGGCACUCAUGAUUUCAAGCCAUUUAAAUAACAGAGUCUUACUUGUCGGUACUGUCUUUGAAUUCUUUAUCGCUGGCUGUUUCAAUCUCGCCCUCUUCUACUUGCCCAUAUACUUUCAGGCAGUUAGACGCGUCUCGGCCAUCUCAUCUGGUAUUCGCCUCAUCCCGGUAAUACUAGGUCUAACGAUCGUUCAAAUUGCGAUUGGCACCGUGAUCAUAGUUAGUGGGAUGCACAAUCCAUUUUUGAUCAUAGGACCCGCAAUUGCAGCUGUAGGAUCAGGGUCGUUCACGAUAUUGAACGAAAAUUCUAAUCCAGCCGCUUGGAUUGGUUUCCAGGUCAUCCUUGGAGUAGGCGUAGGGCUAUGUUUAACCAUUCCAAUCAUGCUAUCACAGGUUGUAGUAAAACCACAAGAUGUCGCAACAGCCACAUCACUUAUCAUCUUUGCACAAUCAAUGGGAAGUGCAUUUUUGCUUCCCGUUGCUCAGGCGGUUUUUCAGAAUGAGAUUAUCAAGAGCCUGGGUCAGCUGGUGCCAGAUCUUGAUCCAUUAUUUGUUCUCGCGAUGGGUGCAAGUAACGAAGCAAUUUCUGGUCUUCCAAAAGCGAAUGUAGGGGGCGUUAUCCUCAGUUAUGGUAGUGCCUUGAGUUCAACGUUUGUGAUUGGUGUACCCUUUGCUGGGGUAGCCUUAAUUGUCAGUCUCUUCAUGCCUUGGUUUAAUUAUCAUGAAGCUACCAGCUUGUCAUUCACAGAAGAGGGACCAUUAGACGGGGUGAUAAACGAGAAUGGUGAUAAAUAA